Messenger RNA from Betta splendens (Siamese fighting fish), 3717 nucleotides. RefSeq names its product dipeptidyl aminopeptidase-like protein 6. Gene Ontology annotation, molecular function: dipeptidyl-peptidase activity; serine-type peptidase activity. The transcript has 26 exons. Gene Ontology annotation, biological process: proteolysis. The record is from RefSeq and is a predicted model, not a curated record. Lineage: Eukaryota; Metazoa; Chordata; Actinopteri; Anabantiformes; Osphronemidae. The coding region runs from base 731 to 3262 and encodes 843 amino acids.
GACCCCGUCGGUGAAAUUAUAAACGACUUAAACGAAGGUGUGUAGGGUGGACCUCCCGCAGCGCCGGUGCACGCCCGUGCGUAAAGCACCAGAGAGAGAGCGAGAGGGAGAGAGCGAGAGAGAGAGCCGCUCGCCCUCAGCGCCGGCCACUUCUCAUGCAGAGCGCGUCUGCCGAGAGUAGCGCCAGCGUCUGCGCGUCCUUCACACUCUUCAUACGUGAGGACAGUUCGCCGGAGCCCGAGCCUCAAAGUGUCCAAACAUUAUCUCGUCCCCCUUUUGUUUUGCGGACAAUCAGCCGGAGUGAGGAGGGGAUCGAGUAUCUGAUCGGAAACUUGGCGCAUCCGCCCGCUAUCGCGCUGCGAGGAGACAUCAGGAAACUGAAGAGGGGGAGACAACGUGUUGUGAAUACAGAGGAGUAACUAUUGACACCUUCAGCCCACCAGUCUGCCGAGCGCCCGGACCCAGCGAAAAAGACAUCGCUGGGAAGGACUCCGCUUUAUAUCGGUGUAACACUUCAGGCUGAGCGACAUCGUCUGUGCUUAUUUACGAGCUGAGUAUCUCCACUUUUAUCUUUUGGCUCCAUCCCGGGGCUGGAAACCGGCUUCCUCAUUUCGGUUCUCCUCGAAACGCACAGAAAAGCCAAUAGAUCUGCCCUAAAACCAGAAUCGGGCGAGAUCUCUGUGUAGCACUGACAUGCUGUAAGUUGCUUUAUCUGGACUGGACGCGUAUUAUGGCUUCGCUGUAUCAGAGAUUUACCGGGAAGAUCAAUACGACCAAUUCCUUCCCGCAUCCACCUGAGGCCAGCCACCUCCUCGGCGGCCAGCUUGCCGACGACGACAACGCCGUGAAGAGCCCUCAGCAACUCGUCGACGGCAGAGCCCACGUCCAGUACCGUAAGAACUGCCUGAAGGAGGACGAGGAUGACCUGGUGGGCAGCGCUCCGCCGCAGAGGAACUGGAAAGGCAUCGCCAUUGCCCUGCUGGUCAUCCUCGUCAUCUGCUCCCUGAUCGUCACCUCCGUCAUCCUGCUGACCCCGCGUGAAGACGAAAGCCUGGCCCUCAAGAAGAAAGUCACCACAGAGGACGUGUUCAGCCCAGACCUGCGCAUCCACGACCCAGACGCCAAAUGGCUCAGCGACAACGAGCUUCUGUACCGCACGCGCGACGGCGACGUCGUCAACCUCAGCCUCGCCACCGGCCACAGGACCGUCGUGGUGCCGAGUCAGCUGUUUGACCGGUCCCGCGCUGCCAAGUACCAGGUGUCCCCGGACAUGCAGUACGUGCUGUUCGCCUUCGAGGUCAAACCGAUCUACCAACACUCCUACGUGGCCAAGUACAUUAUUUACAGCCUUGUGACACAGCAAACGUGGGCUCUGAACCCCCCCGAGGUGCAUGACACGGUGCUUCAGUUUGCUGGAUGGGGGUCCAAAGGUCAGCAGCUGAUCUUCAUAUUUGAAAACAACAUCUACUACAAGUCGACGGUGGAGAGCCGGACGAUCCGCCUGGUGUCCACGGGUCAGGAGGGAGUCGUCUUCAACGGCCUGGCGGACUGGCUCUACGAGGAGGAGAUCCUGCAGACCCACAUAGCUCACUGGUGGUCCCCAGACGGGCUGCGCUUGGCGUACAUGACCAUCAACGACUCGCUGGUCCCCAGGAUGGAGGUCCCCUUCUUCACGGGAACGCCGUACCCGGGCAGCCUGGAGUACCGCUACCCGAAGGCCGGGGAGGAAAACCCUGUAGUGCACCUGUCGGUGGUGAGCCUCAACGGACCCUUGCACACGGUGGCGAUGAAGAAGCCCGACGACCCGCGGAUCGGGAGGGAGUAUUACAUCACCAUGGUGAAAUGGGCCACCAGCACCAAGCUGGCCGUCAACUGGCUGAACCGAGCCCAGAACAACUCCAUCCUGACUCUGUGCGAAGCCACGACCGGAGUCUGCAUCAAGAAACAAGAGGACGAGAGUGAGAGCUGGCUGCACCGGCAGAACGAAGCGCCCCUCUUCUCUCGGGACGGACACAAGUUCUUCUUCACCAGAGCGAUCCCUCAGGGCGGGAGGGGGAAGUUUUUCCACAUCUCCAUGUCAACGUCAAUGCCCAACAGCAGCACGGACAUUCUCCAGUCCCUGACGUCCGGAGACUGGGACGUCACCCGCAUCCUGGCCUACAGCCACGAGAGGAACCUCAUAUACUUCCUGAGCACCGAGGACGACCCCAAGCGGCGGCACCUGUACAGCGCCGACACCAUCCCGCCGUUCAACCGCUGCUGCCUGUCCUGCGAGUUCAAGUGCGGCUACGUGGACGUGUCCUUCAGCCACAACAUGCAGUUCCUGCUGCUCCACUGCAAAGGUCCAGACAUUCCGAGCGUGGCCGUGUACAGAACCGAGGACAAACAGAAGGUGGUGGACGUGGAGACGAACAAACUGGCCAACGACACGUACCACAGCAUGCAGAUGCCCAGAGUGCAGUACGAGACCAUCACCAUCGACGACUACACUCUGACCAUGCAGAUCCUGAAGCCCGCCGGGUUCAUGGACACGGCCCACUACCCGCUGCUGCUGCUGGUGGACGGGACGCCCGGGGGCCAGAUGGUGACGGAGCAGUUCCAGGUGGACUGGGCCACGGUUCUGGUGAGCAGCUUCAGCGCCGUCGUCAUCCGCUUCGACGGCCACGGCAGCGGCUUCCAGGGCACCAACCUCCUCCACAAGGUGCGGCGGCGGCUGGGCGAGCUGGAGGAGCGGGACCAGCUGGAGGCGCUCAGGUUCAUAUCCAAGGAGCCGUAUAUUGAUAAGAAUCGGAUGGGCGUUUACGGAAAGGGGUAUGGAGGCUAUUUAGCAACGAUGCUUCUGAGCUCUAAAGAGUUUACUCAGCUGAAAUGUGGGACAGCGGUGUCGCCCAUUACAGACUUUGAGCUAUACGCGUCUGCGUUUUCCGAACGCUACCUCGGCUCGAGGACAGAUUCUCGAGUAUAUACGGCGGCGAAUUUAGCGCACAGGGCCGGCCAACUCCAGGAGAAGCGCUACUUGAUAAUUCACCCGACCGCUGACGAGAAAGUUCACUUCCAGCACACGGCCAAAUUUAUCAACCAUUUAAUCAGCGAGAAGGCCAACUACACUCUACAGAUCUACCCGGACGAGGGCCACUUCCUCCACGGCGAUGGGACGCAGCAGCACCUGAGCCAGUCUCUGGUCAACUUCUUCGAGGAGUGCUUCCGGGUUCCGGAGGCGCCGACGGACGAGCAGCGGGACGAGGACGAGGACAACAGUUAAACGUGCUGACGGGAGCAGCCCCGGCCCGCCUGCACUACUACAGCACAAUAUGCAACAGAUGGACACCUUGCCACCUCCCACCCAGUCUGAUUAUAGCUCUACUUUGAAUUGCAGCACUUGCAUGUGCAAAAGGGACGUCAGCCUGCACCCCCCACCCCCCGUCCUCAUCUCGUGCUGGCUGCUGAUGAGGAAGCCAGCGUGAAAGACGAUGACUUUGGCGCAGACGCAGCAGUCAUGUCCCUCUGGCGUUGGAAUAACUGGACUCGCGCGCCCUCUGCUGGACAAAUAGAGGAUUAACAUAACAUCCAGUGAGUAAUGUGGCUCUAAUUCCGAACCAGACACAUUAAUCAAUCGCUUUGCAGAACAAAAUAUCUGUGUGACGAUCAGUUCAUUAUGCUGACGUUUUACUUUUUAAAGGCUGCCAGUUUCUGGUCACCCCCCCCCCCCCCCCCCCC